Messenger RNA from Geodia barretti, 621 nucleotides. The record is from the annotation of a GenBank genome assembly. NCBI's taxonomy places the organism in Eukaryota, Metazoa, Porifera, Demospongiae, Tetractinellida, Geodiidae.
AUGAAGGAUCGAUUAAGAGUUGGCAUUGUUGGCGCACGCAGAGGAGCGGGGCAUAUCCGUCCCUUCACAACUAUUACCGAAACAGAAGUGACCGCAAUCUGUGAUCUGAGCGAAGAUACUCUUCAUGAGGUCGGAGAUCGAUUUAGUGUUCCGAAACGGUUCACAGACUACGAAGAGAUGCUCGCAGAUGAUAUUGAUAUCGUCGUGCUUGGGACACCCGAAAAUCUGCAUGUGCCGCAGUCUAUUGCGGCAAUGGAGGCAGGGAAGCAUGUGGUCAGCGAGGUGACGGCGGCAACCUCCAUGGAACAGUGUUACGAGUUGGUCAGAGCGGUGAGAAAGAGCAAAACGAAGUAUAUGAUGGCGGAGAAUAAGUGCUAUACGCGGUCAAAUAUGCUGGUCGGAAACAUGGUGCGCCAAGGCUUGUUCGGAGACAUCUACUUUGGUGAGGGUGAAUAUCUUCAUGACAUCAAAGUGCUGCAUCACGACAGCAGUGGCAAUCCAACCUGGCGAUAUUAUUGGCAGGUCGGAAUAAACCGAUGCAACUAUGCGACGCAUAGCCUCGGUCCGGUGAUGGACUGGUUUGAUGAACGGGUUGUUUCGGUAGUGUUGUCUUGGGACUAG